Molecule: messenger RNA, 1320 nt
Organism: Ilyonectria robusta
Lineage: Eukaryota; Fungi; Ascomycota; Sordariomycetes; Hypocreales; Nectriaceae
Product: FAD dependent oxidoreductase
Exons: 3
Coding region: 1-1320 (439 amino acids)
Molecular function (GO): saccharopine oxidase activity; flavin adenine dinucleotide binding; sarcosine oxidase activity
Source: RefSeq, a predicted model, not a curated record
AUGGCGUCCACCAAGCCGUCGUACCUCAUCGUCGGAGCCGGUGUGUUUGGCGUGUCCACCGCCUACCACCUGCUCAAGAAGUAUCCCGAUGCAUCCGUAACCAUGGUUGAUCGGGACGCCUUCGACGCAGACAACCGCUGCGCCGCCUCGUGGGACUGGAACAAGGUGGUGCGCGCCGACUACGACGACUUCGUCUACUGUAAACUCGCCCUCGAGGCCCAGGACGUCUUCGAGACCGACCCCGUCUGGCAGCCGUACUUUACCAAGACGGGCGUCUACUGGAUGUGCCGCAGCGACUACGCCCAGGACGUCAUCAAGAACCACCAGAAGCUCGGCCGCGGCGACGACAUCUCCGCCGUGCCCGUUGCCGAGGCUCGCAAGCUGUACGGCGGGCUCUUUGCCAACGCCGACUACAGCGACGUCAAGGAGGUGCUCAUCAACAAGUCCAGCGGCUGGGCUGCGGCCGGCGACGCCCUGCGCGCCAUCACCCGCGAAGCCAUCAAGCUCGGCCUCCGCUACGUGACGGCCGAAGUCGAGACGCUGCAGUUCGACAACGCCGGUGCUUGCCGCGGAGUCAAGACGAAGUCCGGCGAUGUGUUGACGGCUUCGCACGUUAUCCUCUGCACGGGAGCAUACACAUCCAGGCUGUUGGAGUACAGCGCUGCGAGCAGUGGCCUCACUGGGCUGCGAGAUGAGGGCAGGAUUGUGGCGGGUGGUAUCACGACGGGAAUGAGAAAGGUCGAGGACCCAACAGAAUACGCAAAGUUUGCGGCCAUGCCUGUGGGCUUCCAGGGAUACACCGCCGAAGUUGGCGGCUUCAUUGGCAGUCUUCCCCCGACUCCCGAUACCCACGAGAUGAAGUGGUGGGGACAGACCAUCUUCAAGAACACAAAGGAAGUGUUGCCUGGCCGUCACAUUUCAAUGCCGCCCUCGGGGCAGGACUACUCGCAGUGGAAUGUCUCCAAGGCCCUCAAGCAAGACAUCAAGCACGCAUCCGAGGUGUUUUACGGAAAGGAGACCGACAACUGGACGUUCGGCAAGCACCGCAUCUGCUGGGACGCCUUCACCUCCAGCGGCGACUUCAUCAUCUCCCCCCACUCGGCCGCCAAGGGCCUGUACCUGGCGACGUGCGGCUCGUUCCACGGCUACAAGUUCUUCCCGGUGCUGGGCAAGUACAUCCUGCAGAUGCUGGAGGGCGAGCUGUCGGCCGAGUUGGCGCAAAAAUGGGCCUGGGACCGCGUGCGGCCGGAUGCGGCGCUGAACCCGGAGUACCCGCGGGCGGAGAUGAAUGAUUUGUUAGACACGGUUGCGCGGUUGUAG